GGACCGGCAGGCAGUUGCGUGGCCCGCUUCGUUCGAGGCCCCGGACAUGCCAACCAAGCAGAAGGCGGCGGGUGGCGGCGGCGCUGAGGGGAGCCCGGUCCCGGACACUGGCAGCGGCACCAGCUCCGGCCGCGACAUGGAGAACGACAUCCUCGACUCGCUGGAGGAUCUGGGAUACAAGGGUCCACUCCUGGAUGAUGGAGCUCUGGAGUUGGCAGCAGCUAAAGGGGCAGCUUCUCCAGAAUAUACUAAACUAUGUGCCUGGCUUGUAAUGGAACUGAAAGCUUUUUAUAAACUGGUAGAAAAUGUCAAUGCAACUAAUAGUCCCACAGAAGCUGAAGAAUUUCAGCUGGAGAUGAGUGGCUUGCUAGCUGAGAUGCAUUGUCCCUACUCUGUUCUAACUACUGGAGAUGUCACUAAACGUCUUAUCAACAAAAAUAAUUGCCUUUUACUGCUUACUUACCUGAUCUCUGAGCUUGAAUCUUCUCGGAUGCUUGGUGUGAACAACCCACCCAAGAAAGAACCAGAUAAGACAAGCCAAUCCUUUGUGGAGUUGAAAACUAUUUGCAUUACUCUGGGUAUGUCCAAGCCCCCAGAUAACAUCACCAUGUUCCAGUUCUUCAGUGGGAUUGAGAAAAAGCUGAAGGAGUGUGUGUCAAAGGUACCUCCUAAUCAUGUGGGUAAACCUCUAUUGAAAAAAGCACUUGGCCCACUUCACUGGGUGAGAAAAAUUAGAAACAUCAAUCAAGUUCUUGUUAAUGAAUACGAAGUGCGACGAAAGAUGUUGCUGAAACGUAUGGAUGUAACCAUUCAGUCGUUUGGGUGGUCUGGAAAGAGCUAAGAGCCAGGUUGAAAAAUUGGCUCUAAAAUUUACCAGCCCAAGCGUGCAACUCUGAGUUCAAAAGCCACUAUUUCUGUUGCACAUCUACUAGCUGCUCGAGAGGACCUGUCCAAGAUGCAGACCAGCAGUGGCAUCAUCCGAGAGAAGACUGCAUGUGCUGUUAACAAGGUGCUUAUGGGAAGAGUGCCAGAAGGGUGGCAGGCCAAUGAAAUUGAGGCUCCACCACCAGAGAUGCCACCAUGGCAGAAGAGACACAGACAAUAUCCAAUCCAGUGGUGGGCGAGGAGGUGAAGAGGCGGAUACGAUCAAGGCUCCUACGGAGGAGGUGGAAGAGGUGGAUAUGAUCAAGGCUCCUACGGAGGAGGUGGAAGAGGUGGAUAUGAUCAAGGCUCCUACGGAGGAGGUGGAAGAGGCGGAUAUGAUCAGGGCUCCUAUGGAGGAGGUGGAAGAGGCGGAUAUGAUCAGGGCUCCUAUGUAGGAGGUGGAAGAGGCGGAUAUGAUCAGGGCUCCUACGGAAGAGGUGGAUACGAUCAAGGCUCCUACGGAGGAGGUGGAAGAGGUGGAUACGAUCAAGGAUCCUACGGAGGAGGUGGAAGAGGCGGAUAUGAUCAAGGCGGGAGAGGUGGGGGCCGUGGACAUCAAGACAGCAGAUAUCAGGAUGGUGGCCAUGAUCAGGGUGGAGGACGAGUUGCAGGACGAGGAGGUCGUGGCCGUGGGGUCGUGGAGGCCGAUGGGGGUCAAGGCGGUGGGUGGGUCAGCAGAGGUGGACAAAGCUACAACCAGGGAGGACAGUUUGAGCAAUAUUUCCAGCAAGGAGGCCAACAAUAUAAUACAUCUGGUUUUUAUCAAGGUAGGCAGUAUUCUAGGUUAAUAACUUGAUAGUCUUGACUACUGGGCUUCAUCCUGCAAGAGGCACAGAUUUGCCCAAACACCAGUUACCAACUGUGGAAUGCCACUAAAAUCCAGUACAUUAUAUUGAAUCAGCAGUGUUGCAGAUUUGUUGUCUAAACAAGCAGAAUGCAGAAGAGCCUUUCCUCCAGCAGAAGUGAAGCAUAUGAUUCUAAUCUUUCUCUUCCUGCUUCCCACUCCCACUCACAACACAAGGUUUACAACAUGAAACUGUACUUGAAGGCGCAGCAAAAAAAAAUGUAGUUUUUUCUUUUCUGCAUGUGUAAUGCCACUGGCGCAACUAAAACUCUUAGUUUAUUCAAAGUGCACUACAUAUCGAAUAUUUGAG
Pristis pectinata (smalltooth sawfish) is the source of this 2078-nucleotide messenger RNA. It is a transcript of the gene tslig3a, whose product is annotated as family with sequence similarity 98 member A. Gene Ontology annotation, cellular component: tRNA-splicing ligase complex. NCBI's taxonomy places the organism in Eukaryota, Metazoa, Chordata, Chondrichthyes, Rhinopristiformes, Pristidae. The record is from RefSeq and is a predicted model, not a curated record.